Messenger RNA from Cladophialophora yegresii CBS 114405, 1299 nucleotides. RefSeq lists its product as uncharacterized. Bases 1 to 1299 code for a protein of 432 amino acids. Gene Ontology annotation, biological process: arachidonate metabolic process. Gene Ontology annotation, cellular component: membrane. The transcript has 3 exons. The record is from RefSeq and is a predicted model, not a curated record. Lineage: Eukaryota; Fungi; Ascomycota; Eurotiomycetes; Chaetothyriales; Herpotrichiellaceae.
AUGUCUAUAGAAGAAUGCAUCCAACAGUACAAGGAGCCGUUUUGGCAUGUCUUCUUGCAAAGCCGUCCGCUGCUGAAGAGAGUGUUCGGAUCCGACUGGUCCAAGUACUCGGGGAAAUGGCUUCAAGAAGCGGUCGAGAAUCUAUUGAGAUCCAGAGACCAGCCAAUCACCCUGAUGAUGCGAUCCGGUCGGAGACAGAACAGCAUGAGAGGGACGGUUCUCUGCCACGAAGCGCAACAGCCUCAUUCCGUUUUCUUCUGCACUCAAGAAUGCCGGGGCCCAUAUCAACAACACAUGUUGAAGUGCGAUAUCGAACUGCGGCAUGCCGCACGUGCUACCAGCGCAGCUCCGUCAUAUUUCAACGAGAUGAGGAUCGAGACCCUCAGUUUUGUGGACGGCGGCUUCGGCUUGACUAACAACCCUUCGUGGGAAAGCCAAGUUCACUAUCACCGAAACCACGAUGUCACGACGAACCGACAGCUUAUUAUGAUCAGUCUUGGCACGGGCAGUGUCCCUGCCGACGCGAACGUAAGCCGGCUGCAACAGCGACCUUGGUGGACGAGACUUCUGCCCAACGGUCUCCUCAAAGCAAUGGGCCUGGUCUCUGAUCUGGUGAAGAUGGCAACAGACUCCGAGCAGCCAGCCGAACAGCUGCGUUACCUAUCUGAGGACCAUCCUGAUCAGCUCUUCUUCAAACGAUUCAGUGCCGAUACAGGAAUCCAUGACAUUCAGCUGGACGACUGGCGGGCUGCAUCGGGCGUCGACGGCACCGGGAUCAUCGAGGAAAGAACACAAGCCUACCUGCAAGGCCCAGCAGUCCUUACAGAGUUCAGACAUGCCGCCAAAAAGCUGGCGGAAGUAUAUGCCAAACGGCACGAGCAAGUCGAGAUACCUGUAAUGGCCGCCUUGGACAGACGCCAGAGUGUCGAUCUGUCAAUAUCUGUCGUGGUCGAAAAUGAAACACGGGGCCGUGUCGGUUUACCGGGAAAUUUGAGAGCGUUGACUCCCGAAUCUUCAGCUGAUGGAAUUCCCAGUCUCGUCACAGGAUCGGAACCGACACAGACGCCGAACCCGUCGCCGCCACGAACGCCGGAGCCCGGCCGAAACCCAUUUCCACCGAUGCUCGCCUCUGAUACCAAGGAAAUACUUCAAGGCCAAGGGCAGCGAUUCAAAGAAAAUGUUGCUUCCUCAUCAGGGUUACUCAGCCCCGUAUCCUCUGACCGUUCGCGGUCUCCAAGGGCUAGACGAGCAGCCACGUUACCUGUCUCGCGAGACUGGGGUCUAGGCAGAGUCAUGUAG